Molecule: messenger RNA, 2542 nt
Organism: Hibiscus syriacus
Lineage: Eukaryota; Viridiplantae; Streptophyta; Magnoliopsida; Malvales; Malvaceae
Product: protein ACCUMULATION AND REPLICATION OF CHLOROPLASTS 6, chloroplastic-like
Biological process (GO): chloroplast fission
Cellular component (GO): chloroplast inner membrane
Source: RefSeq, a predicted model, not a curated record
CUCAAAAGGAAUUCUGUUAACCUCUUUUUCAUUCAUCUCACAGGUUCUCAAAGAUGGAAUCUCUGAGGCACAUUAGCAUCGGGCUGUGCACUCCUACUUUAACUACAUGCUCGCCUCGAAAACCCUCCAAACUCCACCACCCUACAACCACCGUCGUCUGCUCCGCCAGUAAAUGGGCCGAGCGCCUCCUUGCCGACUUCCAAUUUCUUCCUGCCACCGAUAAUUCUUCCUCUUCCUCCUCCUCAACCGCCACUGUUUCUCCCCCUUUCCCUCCCCUUCUCCCGUCCCCUCCCGAGCGCCACGUUUCCAUCCCCCUCGAUUUCUAUAAGGUUUUAGGAGCCGAGACCCAUUUUCUAGGAGAUGGAAUUAAAAGAGCCUAUGAAGCAAGGGUUUCCAAACCGCCUCAAUAUGGUUUCAGUCAAGACACCUUAAUUAGCCGAAGACAGAUUCUUCUUGCCGCCUGUGAAAUAUCUAAUCCUGGUUCUAGACGAAACUACAACCAAGGUCUUGUCGACGAUGAGCGUGACACUAUCAUCACUCAAGUUCCCUGGGAAAAGGUUCCUGGAGCAUUGUGCGUGUUGCAAGAGGCAGGGGAGACAGAAGUGGUGCUUCAAAUUGGGGAGACUUUGCUGAGAGAGAGGCUGCCCAAGGCAUUUAAACAGGAUGUCGUUCUGGCAAUGGCCCUUGCUUAUGUGGACUUGUCAAGGGAUGCUAUGGCUCUGAAUCCACCAGAUUUUAUCGGUGGUUGUGAGGUGCUUGAGAGGGCUUUGAAGCUGUUGCAGGAGGAAGGGGCCAGCAGUCUUGCUCCAGAUUUGCAGUCGCAAAUUGAUGAGACAAUAGAGGAGAUUGCCCCACUUUGUGUUCUGGAACUUCUAGCCUUACCCCUUGAUGAUGAGCAUCGGACAAAGAGAGAGGAGGGUCUUCAUGGUGUACGUAACAUAUUAUGGGCUGUUGGUGGAGGAGGAGCUGCUGCAAUUGCAGGAGGUUUUACCCGUGAAGAUUUUAUGAACGAGGCCUUCUUGUGCAUGACAGCAGCUGAACAGGUUGAUCUAUUUGCUGCCACUCCAAGCAAUAUUCCUGCAGAAAGUUUUGAAGUUUAUGGAGUAGCACUUGCACUUGUUGCUCAAGCAUUUCUAAACAAGAAACCUCAUCUCAUUAGAGAUGCUGAUAACCUCUUCCAGCAGCUCCAGCAGACUAAGGUAACAACUCUGGAGAACAGUGUCUCUCCCUAACCCAUUGGAAACCGUGAGAUAGACUUUGCUUUGGAGAGGGGUCUCUGUUCAUUACUUGUGGGAGAGCUUGAUGAGUGCCACUUGUGGUUGGGAUUAGACAAUGAUAGCUCCCCUUAUAGAAAUCCAUCUAUUGUAGAUUUUGUCUUGGAAAAUUCAAAGGAUGAUGACGACAGAGAUCUUCCUGGGCUUUGCAAACUGUUGGAGGCAUGGCUAAUGGAGGUGGUUUUUCCCAGAUUUAGAGACACCAAAUACAAACAAUUCAAGCUUGGAGAUUAUUAUGAUGAUCCUACUGUCCUGAGAUAUUUAGAAAGGCUUGAGGGAGCAGGUGGUUCACCCUUAGCUGCAGCGGCAGCUAUAGUGAGGAUAGGCGCAGAGGCUACUGCAGUUCUUGAUCGUAAGGCUAGUGCAAUUCAGGCAUUGCAAAAGGUGUUUCCUCUUCAUCGCUCAGAAGAGAGUGUAAGACAUCAAUUAGAUGGUGAUAUGAACUUUUUUCCUGUUGAAAAUGAUGAGACUCUGGGAAAACCUGAUCAAAAGGAUUCUGCCAUGCUAGCUGAGGUUCCUGGGAUAAGUAGUUUGGAAGAAAUGUACGAAAAAGAAGAAACAAUAACUGACAAAAUUAAAGAUGCUAGUAUCAAGAUCAUGUCUGCUGGUGUGGUAAUUGGAGUUAUGACGUUGGUUGGCUUGAAACUUUUACCUGGCAGAUCUAGUUUAUCAGUGAAUGAUAAAGAAAUCAGUCCAGCGGCGACUGAUGUUGUCAAUGCAGGGUUAAUAGAUGAAAAUUCUUUGCAAGAACUACCUAGAAUGGAUGCAAGAAUUGCAGAAGGCAUUGUUCGCAAGUGGCAAAACAUUAAAUCUGAGGCGUUUGGACCUGAUCACCGUCUUGAUAAAUUGCCAGAGGUUCUGGAUGGUCAAAUGUUGAAGACAUGGACGGAUCGUGCAGCCGAAAUUGCUCAGCUUGGUUGGAUAUAUGAAUAUAGUCUAAUGAACAUGACCAUUGACAGUGUCACUCUUUCACUGGAUGGGCAACGAGCUGUAGUCGAAGCAACUCUGGAAGAGUCCACCUUCUUGACUGAUGUUCAUCAUCCAGAGAACAACGCCUCUAACCUACAAUCCUACACCACAAGAUAUGAGAUGUCUUGUUCCAAGUCGGGCUGGAAAAUCACUGAGGGAUCUGUUUACAAAUCUUAGGUAAUAAUGUAAAGCAUAAAAAACCUGAAAGUUCCAAUGUGGAUACCAGCAUCUCCUUUUUUUCCCGCAGCUAUUGUUAUUAUAUUGUUUGAGAUAAAACAGAGCAUUGCAUUUUCCAGUCA